AUGCGACUACGACGGCUUCUGCAACUUUAUCAGGGACGCCUCGGAGAGCCGCGUGCUGGAGCGCAGGAGCGCGACAGAGCUGUCAGUGCUCAUGGUACAGUGCCACUCGUUCCUCAUGCUCACUAUCCCCAUGACUAUGGCGCUGCGCGUCAAGGAAGACCCGGAAGCGCGCGUCGUGCGCAUGGACCUGGAGCGUGGACUCGGCGUCAAGCAGUACAAUGGAGUGUGGAGCGCGGAGGAGCGCCCGGACGGCAGGUGCCUGAUCCGCUGCACGCUGCUCGCGCUGUCGGCCGUGCCUGCCCCCGGCUUUUUAGUCGACGGGCUCAUGUCGCAUGCCACGAUGUCCACCAUGGAGCAGCUGCGCGUCGAGUGCAUUCGCAGGUCGUCUGCGGAGGGCCCGAGGUCCCCGCGGAGGCAGGGCACCGUCGCGCCGGUCGAGGCUUUGGCGGGGGCGAGGGGCGGAAUAGAGGCGCUGAGUGUAUAGAGCCGGCGUAG
Chondrus crispus (carragheen) is the source of this 495-nucleotide messenger RNA. RefSeq lists its product as hypothetical. Lineage: Eukaryota; Rhodophyta; Florideophyceae; Gigartinales; Gigartinaceae. The record is from RefSeq and is a predicted model, not a curated record. The transcript has a single exon. The coding region runs from base 1 to 495 and encodes 164 amino acids.